UGGCGGGCCUGGGGGUCCAGGCCGAGCAGGAGCCGCUCUUAGGCGACCGCACACCCGGAAGCAGGUGCAGCCUCCGUCAUUCGGCACUUGGCCUUUUCCAGAGCUCAGCCCUUCACACAUUUCACAGGAAUUCCGAGAUGAUGGUUUUCAUUGUUACUUGAACACACAGCUCUUAGUAUUGACCUAAUUGCUGGAUUCUUUGUUAGCAAGUGAACCCGUCUGAAAUGGGUUCACCGUUGUCCUAUGCCAAAUAUAUAAAGACAACUUUUUAUUUUUAGCAUUUAGGAGAUGAAGUGUACUUUGACCCUUAAUUAAAAGGUUAUUUUGCUUCUACUUUGUGGACAGUAAUUCAGAAUUGUUAGUUUAUCUCUCACUGCAAUUAAGUAUGUAUUUUUCCCUUUAGGAAAACGGAGUUAAGUAUUUUAUAUUUGAAAUAAUAGUUAAAAUCAAGUAUAUUAAUACACAAUUAAAGCUGUCUACGUUAAUUUUUGCUCACUUGUGUUUCUUAAGCACCAAACCUUAUUUUAACCAGUCUGAAACUCUUUGGAAAAUGUCUUUCUCUGGUCUCUGAUUUACUAAACAAUACAUGUAAUGUAAUUUUAUCUUGAGAUUACAGUUCAUAUCAAUGUUGAAAUGUUGUCAUGGAGUGAUGUUCUUGGCCUGUUGAGACAUUUUGGACUAUUGCUUCUAUUCUGAUUUAUUAUACACUGCUGUACUUUAAAGUUUCAUGUCUUUUUUUAGUGUUUUGCCUAUUCUGUUCUUGACAGACUAUCCCUCAUCAUGUUUUUGUUAUCUCUUGGCAAACCUGUUUUUGUUGCUGUCAGCAACUUCUCCCAACUUUAUUUUGGGACUUCUACUUUGGUGCUGGUUCAUAAACCAUAUAUAAGGUCAAUAGAAUUGUGUGUAGUUUGAACAUAGAAGUUUGAUUAAGGCCUAAAGAUUUCUUCUUAUUUAUGCAAUGGCAUGUGUGAUGUUAAGCACUUCAUACGUAUCUGUUGUAUCAGGAACUGAUUUAAUAUACCUGACACAGUAGAUCUAAUAUCUCUCCUCUUCCCUCCCUCUCUACCACUCCCAGUCACAUCACAGUUGAAAAAUAAAGUUUCUUUUUUCAAGACUGUGAGUCUGAAAUCUAUUUUAGAAAAUAGUCUUAGAACAUCAGAAAUUAUUUUGUCUGUUUUGCUUGUCUUAAUUAUUUGAAAACAUAAUUCUCAGAGUAAAUUUAACUCUUUAUGCAUAUGUGAAAAUGUAAUGGGUACAUACUCUCAUGUAUAUCACCUGACAGAGGUAGGAUGUCUGAUUAAUAUACUUGUCUUUUUUAAUAUACUUGGCCUUUAGCCCAGAUCACAAGCCUAUAUGAACGAACAACCCAGUCUCUCUAGUCCAUGUGUUAGAGGAAAGGCAAGUGUUCCAGGAGGUCUCAGGCUAAGAAUGUGUUAGGUCACAUCAGACCUUCCUGGUGUCACGUCUACAUUAAUUUGACCCAGCCAGAUAGCUUCCAGCAGCAAAGUUAAUUUACUGUCAUCAAGUAGAGCAUGUCAUAAUGAUGACAGUAAUUAUCUUUAAGAUAUUUAGUAGUUGUAUAUCAUACCUGUGGGAGAUGUAAUUUUUGGAGCUAGUUUGUUUAUUUUUAUAAACUUUAUUUUGUCAGUGUAACAAGUUUCAGCACUCUGGAAUAAUAAAAUUGUACAAUGAUGCAUAAAUACAACCCAUGGAAAUCCAAAGGAAUAAUGCUUAUUCAUAGAUGAAUUAGUACAGAAAAAUCAAUAUUAGUAAAUUAUACCUCUGAUAUAAUUUCUAUGAUUUUAGACCAUAGCAAAUAAAAGUCUGCCACAGAAAGAUUUGCAUUUGAUGAGAUAACUUAGUACUACGUCUUUCUUCUUUACACCUAGAGAAUGGGAUAUUAUAGAAACUGAGGAGCAUUAUAAGAGCCGAUGGAGAUCUAUUAGGAUUCUGUAUCUUACUAUGUUUCUCAGCAGUGUAGGAUUUUCUAUUGUGAUAAUGUCAAUAUGGCCCUACCUCCAAAAGAUUGACCAGACUGCUGAUACAAGUUUUUUGGGCUGGGUUAUUGCUUCAUUUAGUCUUGGCCAAAUGGUAGCUUCACCUAUAUUUGGUUUGUGGUCUAAUUAUAGACCAAGAAAGGAACCUCUCAUUGUCUCCAUCUUCAUUUCGGUGGCAGCCAACUGCCUCUAUGCGUAUGUGCACGUCCCAGCUUCUCAUAAUAAAUACUACAUGUUGGUUGCUCGUGGAUUGGUGGGAUUUGGAGCAGGAAAUGUGGCAGUUGUUAGAUCAUAUAUUGCUGGUGCUACUUCCCUUCAGGAAAGAACAAGUUCCAUGGCAAAUACAAGUGCAUGUCAAGCAUUAGGUUUUAUUCUAGGUCCAGUUUUUCAGACCUGUUUUGCACUCAUUGGAGAAAAGGGCGUGACAUGGGAGACUAUACAGCUUCAGAUAAACAUGUAUACAGCACCAGUUUUACUUGGCGCCUUCCUUGGAGUUUUAAAUAUUAUUCUGAUCCUUAUUAUAUUAAGAGAGCAUCGUGUGGAUGACUCAGGACGACAGUGUAAAAGUAUUAAUUUUGAAGAAGCAAGUACAGAUGAAAUUCAGAUUCCCCAGAGAAGUAUUGAUCAAGUGGCUGUAGUAACUACCAAUGUUCUGUUUUUUGUGGUCCUAUUUGUCUUUGCCCUUUUUGAAACCAUCCUUACUCCAUUAACAAUGGAUAUGUAUGCCUGGACUGGAGAACAAGCUGUAUUGUAUGAUGGAAUAAUACUUGCUGCUCUUGGAAUUGAGGCUGUUUUUAUUUUCAUAGGGAUUAAAUCACUUGCCAAAAAGAUUGGUGAGCGUCCUAUUCUGCUGGGAGGACUUGUCAUCAUAUGGAUUGGCUUCUUUAUCUUGUUACCUUGGGGAAAUCAAUUUCCCAAGGUACAGUGGGAAGAUUUACAUAAUCAUUCAAUUCCUAAUACCACAUUUGGGGAAAUUAUUAUUACUCUUUGGCAGUCUCCAAGAGAAGAUCAGAGUGAACGACCAACCGGUUGCCCAAUUGAACAAGCCUGGUGCCUCUAUACCCCCAUGAUCCAUCUAGCCCAGUUCCUCACAUCAGUUGUGCUAAUGGGAAUAGGCUAUCCAUCUUGCAAUGUUAUGUCAUAUACAUUAUAUUCAAAAAUUUUGGGACCAAAACCUCAGGGUGUGUACAUGGGCUGGUUAACAGCUUCUGGAAGUGCAGCACGGAUUCUUGGACCUGUGUACAUCAGCCAAGUGUACACUUCCUGCGGCCCACGAUGGGCAUUCGGCCUUGUGUGUGGAAUAGUUGUGCUCACCAUCACACUCCUGGGAGUGGUUUACAAAAGACUCAUUGCUUUUUCUGUAAGGCAUGGAAGGAUUCAAGAGUAACCUAGCUAACACUGGGAUGCACAGUACUUGCUGUGUGGACUUCCUUUACUAAGGCUCUGCCAGACAGUUGCUAUGAGUCAGUUUCCAAAAGUGACUCUUGAAAAGCAAGAGAAUAUAUUGAAUAACACGGAAUUCUAUGAGUAACUGUGAAUAUUAAGAUUUUUUGUUCCCCAAACUGCAGAGGUAUCACUUAAAACAAUAAGAGAAUAUCUAUGCAGUGAAACCACAGAAAAGUUCUGGAAAAAUCUCGUAUAACAGAAUGAAAUUAUAGCAAUGGUUUACCUAAAUAGUAGGUAUCUUGACCAAAUCAUAGAUAUCUACUUUUAUUUAUUUAAAAUGCAUUUUUUAUUACUAUAGAAAGUUCCCUUAUGAAAUAAAUGACUCUUAAAUUACUAUGCCUGCCAUCAUACCAUACCUUCUUUAUUUUUAAAACACCUUCUGUCUUAUCUCACUAAAUAACUCUAAGUAGAUGAAUAUGGAUAAUGCUAAUA
This is a messenger RNA of Eptesicus fuscus (big brown bat), 3875 nucleotides long. It is a transcript of the gene MFSD8, whose product is annotated as major facilitator superfamily domain containing 8. Gene Ontology annotation, cellular component: lysosomal membrane. The record is from RefSeq and is a predicted model, not a curated record. The transcript has 12 exons. NCBI's taxonomy places the organism in Eukaryota, Metazoa, Chordata, Mammalia, Chiroptera, Vespertilionidae. Gene Ontology annotation, biological process: transmembrane transport. Gene Ontology annotation, molecular function: transmembrane transporter activity. Bases 1963 to 3384 code for a protein of 473 amino acids.